Phalaenopsis equestris is the source of this 730-nucleotide messenger RNA. RefSeq names its product caffeoylshikimate esterase. Gene Ontology annotation, molecular function: lipase activity. The record is from RefSeq and is a predicted model, not a curated record. NCBI's taxonomy places the organism in Eukaryota, Viridiplantae, Streptophyta, Magnoliopsida, Asparagales, Orchidaceae. Gene Ontology annotation, cellular component: membrane.
UAGAUCGCAGUAUCGUCUCUCUUCACUAAACAUCAGUAGGUGGAGAAAUCCCUCCCCCGAACCAAAUAACUAUAUCAUACCGAAGCAUAACGCCGGAGUCGGAGAAGAAAAUGGGAUCUGAACCUUCGCCGCGUUACUUCUGGGGCGACUCCCCAGAACCAGAGGAGUACUACGCCUCCCAAAACAUCCGCAACCACCAAUCCUACUUCUCCACCCCUCACGGCCGCCUCUUCACCCAAUCCUUCUUCCCCAUCGACCCCUCAACCGGCGAACUCCUCGCUGUCAAGGCCUCCGUCUUCAUGACCCACGGCUACGCCUCCGAUUCCGGCUGGCUCUUUCAAAAGAUAGCCAUCUCUUUCGCUCAAUGGGGUUACGCCGUGUUCUGCGCCGAUCUACUGGGCCACGGCCGAUCUGAUGGCCUCCGAUGCUACGUCGGAGAUCUCGACUCCAUCGCCGCGGCUCCCUUGUUCUUCUUCUCCUCCGUCCGUCGGCGACCGGAUUUCUCUUCCCUUCCCGCCUUCCUCUUCGGCGAAUCGAUGGGCGGUCUGGUAACCCUCUUGAUCUAUUUCAAGUCCAUGGAUGCUGAUCUCUGGUCCGGCAUCAUCCUUUCAGCUCCCCUCAUCCAGAUCCCAGAAGACAUGCAGCCCUCUCGGAUCCGGCUCUUCAUGUAUGGUCUUUUGUUUGGGCUCGCCGAUACUUGGGAAUCGAUGCCGGAGAAGAAUAUGGUAGG